GCAACUCUAUAUCUGAGUUUGGUCUGGUCACACUACUGACAGCUGCUUUAAGGUUAUAUUUUGCAUCGGUUGCAAGAGAAUUUGUUGUCGUUUGGACCAAUUACAUAACUUUAACCAUGUCCCAGGCUCCCGUUCGUGUCUCACCUUUGAUUAAAUUUGGCAGAUGGUCAUUGCUCCUUGUAGGCAUUGCCUAUGGUGCUGCCCACCAGAGCCGUCUGUCCAAGAAGGAGGAGAAGGUGCGUGAAAUCGAGGCCCAGCAGAAGGUAGUGCGUGAUGCCAAAUUGGCCGAGGAGAAGAAGCGCAGCGCCGAUGCCGAAGCCCGUGCAUUGGCUGAGCUCUCCAAGCCUACAAAGUAGAGGGGCUGGACAGCCGUCAUUAUGGUUAGUUUAAGAUCAGUUCCAACAUACACAACCAAAACCCAGGAUGAUGGAGAGCGGCCGCCGUCUACGGCAGAGUUGCCACUCUCUGCAUCUAUCGGCAACAACAUUUAUUCUGUGUGUUUCUAUCUGAGAUGUUUGUGCAUAAAAAAACUUACGCAAAUUAAAUUAAAUUGAAUAACACAAAAGUUAUGUAAAACAUA
Messenger RNA from Drosophila willistoni, 580 nucleotides. RefSeq names its product ATP synthase subunit e, mitochondrial (gene ATPsynE). Lineage: Eukaryota; Metazoa; Arthropoda; Insecta; Diptera; Drosophilidae. The transcript is spliced from 2 exons. Gene Ontology annotation, molecular function: proton transmembrane transporter activity. The record is from RefSeq and is a predicted model, not a curated record. The coding region runs from base 117 to 356 and encodes 79 amino acids. Gene Ontology annotation, biological process: proton motive force-driven ATP synthesis.